Molecule: messenger RNA, 357 nt
Organism: Microthlaspi erraticum
Lineage: Eukaryota; Viridiplantae; Streptophyta; Magnoliopsida; Brassicales; Brassicaceae
Source: the annotation of a GenBank genome assembly
AUGGAGUUCAUAGGGGUUGGAUGGAUUAGUUUGGGCAAUGAUCCUAUGGCCUCCAAGGUGUAUGCGAACUCGAUCGAGUCAGUCUACAGAAGACUUGGUCGAGCUAGACUCCAACACGGGUCUUUUGGAGCAUUUUGGAGCAUAUGGGACGUGAGGAGCAAGGAAGGACUUGGUGCAUGGACGCAGCUCAACUGGACACGCAAAGGAAGAAGAGGAAGCCAUCUUGAAGACCAGCUCGACCACCUACUCGACCAUCCGGUCAAGUUCCUCAACUCGACCAGCCAAGAUCAACUCGAUCGAGCUGAGAAGUCAAAGUCAAACCCGAAAAAUGUUGCUUUCCCCUUGACUUUCCUUUGA